Exophiala xenobiotica is the source of this 2491-nucleotide messenger RNA. RefSeq lists its product as uncharacterized. The transcript has 3 exons. Gene Ontology annotation, cellular component: cytoplasm; nucleus. The record is from RefSeq and is a predicted model, not a curated record. Gene Ontology annotation, biological process: regulation of RNA metabolic process; regulation of gene expression. Gene Ontology annotation, molecular function: mRNA binding. Bases 681 to 2144 code for a protein of 487 amino acids. Lineage: Eukaryota; Fungi; Ascomycota; Eurotiomycetes; Chaetothyriales; Herpotrichiellaceae.
CGUCGCUUCGACUUAAAGGAGGGAAUCGAUCGACGACACACAACUUCCCUUGCUCUUUCUGACAUCUACUCCUCUUUCACUCAGACUGACAGUUUUGCUGCGCGUCUCUUCAAACCCAUCAAAAACUGCCCCACGACUGGGUCUUUCCUUCUCCUUCGCUACAUCCUGCCUUUGCGCUGCGUGGCAUCAGUCGCGCUACCCUUCAGUCGUCCAUCCUCUCCCCACGCCUCUUCACUUAUCUUGCCUUUCUCUUCAUCCACGCGAAGGUCUCUCGAGUUAAGUACAGGUUCACCCUGCAACUGCUGGGUACGGGAAACGGGAGCAUCUUCAAGGCGUUGUUUUACUCAACCUCACCUCCUCCUACCAUCACCCUCUUACUCCUCCUCCUACGACCUCACCGUUGAAGAUUUCACACCUUCGUUCACCGCCUCACCUCCUUUCUUACACCCUCGGAAUCUCAAGAGCACAGAACGUUCCUCAGUCCACCACCAAUCCUAGCACGAAGCUUCAAAAACACCCUUACACAGUCUCUGUCGUCGCGUUUGGCAUCCCCGACCCUCCUUUGCACCAGCACAUUUUCUUUCGACAUCCCUGGUGUACAUAAGUUCUCGCAAGAACAAUAAUAAUAAGGAAAUUGAGCAAACCCUGUCCACUUGGGUGAUUCUUCCAAGCCACGCGAUAUGUCUGCGUCACCCACAUCCACCACAGCAAUGUCCUCAGCAAAACGACCCCUGGAGGACCCCUCCUCUCCAUCCGCCCCAACUGACCUGCCCGAAGCAAAGCGCCCAGCACUUGACAAGGUGGUCAAAGAACAGACUGCACCAGAAGCAUCCGAGGAUGCUGAAGUUACUGUGGUUGAAGGAACAAAAUCAACAGAAGAACAAGGACUACCAGCCCCAGUGACAAAUGGUGCUGCAGAGGCAGACGCAGAGACAUCAGCUCUUCCAGCGGGCAACCGAGCCGCAAUCCUACCACCUGCAGACGCAUUGCCACUUCCGCCCAUAACCUCUCAAAACGAUCGAGCUGGCUCUCAGGCACCUGGUGGCGCAUCACAAGACGAGACACAAUGGAUACAUAUUCGUGCUGUCAUCUCCAGUGCUGAAGCUGCCACCUGCAUUGGUAAAGGUGGCGAGAACGUGACCCAGAUUCGAAAGCUUUCUGGUGCGAAAUGCACUGUCAGUGACUAUUCCCGUGGUGCCGUUGAGCGUAUCUUGACGGUCAGUGGAGCUCAAGAUGCUGUCGCCAAGGCGUUUGGUCUCAUCAUUCGUACUCUCAACAAUGAACCCCUCGAGGCUCCUUCUACUGCCCAGUCCAAGACAUACCCUCUGCGACUACUAAUUCCACAUAUUCUUAUUGGCUCUAUUAUCGGCAAAUCUGGCGUUCGGAUUCGUGAGAUCCAAGAAGCGUCGGGUGCACGCUUGAAUGCUUCUGACUCAUGCUUGCCACUGUCGACCGAGCGUUCCUUGGUGGUGCUAGGUGUCGCCGAUGCCGUCCACAUCGCAACGUAUUAUGUUGCUGUGACUUUGGUUGAACAGUUGACAGAACGCUUUGGUGGCCCGGCUGCUUCUGCCUACGCCACGAGAAGCGGUGGUCCUGCUGGUGUUGUCCCUGGUGGUAUGCAAGUAGUGCCAUAUGUCCCGCAACCUGCUGGAGGCCAGUUCGGCCAUCCAGACAUGUACAAGAGACACAACACUCAACCCCCUCAACGAAUGCCACCACAAUCUUAUGGUGCCCCGCAAAUGCAUGCGCCUCCUCAAAAGCCAUAUCCCCAACAUGGCACGCCAUAUGCAGCGACACCACGCACACCAAGUUAUGGUGCCAUGCCUCCACAACCUGGUCCAUAUGGACAGAUGCCACCUCAACCGGGUCCACAUGGUCAGCCAGCACAGCCAGCGCACGCUAUUCCGGGACAACCUAUCACUCAGCAGAUCUUCAUUCCAAACGAUAUGGUUGGAGCCAUCAUUGGCAAAGGUGGGGCCAAAAUCAACGAAAUUCGACAUCUCAGUGGCAGUGUCAUCAAAAUCAACGAACCUCAGGAUAACAGCAAUGAGCGUCUGGUCACCAUUACUGGUACACAGGAGUGCAACCAAAUGGCGCUGUACAUGCUUUACUCGAGAUUAGAAAGCGAGAAACAUCGUAUCUAACGGCCGAUUCAUUUACUACCUGGGCUACUUGUCUCAGGCCCUUGACGCCUCGUCGUUCUCGAAUGGUUUCUGGGCAUUGCCCAACAUUCAUGGAAAGCUGGAGGGGAUGAGCCUAGGCGACAGGCUCUCAAUGAGCUGCAGGCUGGACCAUCAACGGUCUAUUCUCUUGGGGUGCGCGUUUCUUAAAUGGGUUGCGACGGUUGACGCACAGAUAUUGAAAAAGUGUCAAUACAAUGCAGCAAAUCUCGGGGUAUUGAUGCUGUCGUGGGCGACGAAGGAUUGCAUUGAGUUGCUCGAGCUACAUAAUACUUUGUAUCACCGUAGAUCCUGAAGGCUAUUCGAUCUUG